Lynx canadensis (Canada lynx) is the source of this 1728-nucleotide messenger RNA. It is a transcript of the gene LACTBL1, whose product is annotated as lactamase beta like 1. Bases 88 to 1728 code for a protein of 546 amino acids. NCBI's taxonomy places the organism in Eukaryota, Metazoa, Chordata, Mammalia, Carnivora, Felidae. The record is from RefSeq and is a predicted model, not a curated record. The transcript is spliced from 6 exons.
GUGGGCUGGCAGCCCAGCCUGCCGAAACUGAAAAAGAAGUGGCUCUUCCCAGCUUCCUGCAGCUUCUUCUUCCUGCUCUCUGUGGUUAUGACUGGCUGCUUCCUGUGGCAAUAUCACCUCCCCAAGCUGGACGCCAGUUCCUUGGGACCAGAGGUGGCCUCUGCCCCUGUGAGGAUGUGUCCCCGACACCCUGAGCCCGUGCCGCUGGCCCACCCCCUCCCUGUGUUGAAGGAGGCCCUGGAAAAGGUGGACAGGAUCCUGCGUCAGGCACUGUCUGCCCCGGGCCUGGCUGCCAUGUCUGCAGUUGUCAUCCACAACGACACCGUGCUCUGGACCGGGAACUUUGGGAGGAAGAAUGGAUCAGACCCGGCCUCUGGGCCCCCCAAUGAAUACACUAUGUACCGAAUCUCCAGCAUCUCUAAGAUCUUUCCAGUCCUCAUGCUGUAUCGGCUGUGGGAGGAAGGCACUGUAGCCUCUCUAGAUGACCCUCUGGAGCGGUAUGCCAGCACCUUCACCAUUAACAACCCGUUGGGCAUGGCAUCAGCCCCUGAACAACAGAGCUUGAUGGAUGAGCUGGAGAAGGUGGGCCCAGCCCCAAGGCCUUCGUCCGUCACCCUCCGAAGGAUGGCCAGCCAGCUCUCAGGGCUGCCCAGAAGGCUCCGCUCUACUUCCCUGCUGUGGAGGGGCAGCACCCAGGAGGCCCUGAGCCUGCUCAAGGAUGAUGUGCUGGUGGCAGACCCGGGAACCAGGUGCCAUUACAGCACUCUGGCCUUCUCGCUUCUGGCCCAUGUUCUCGCAGCGCACACUGCUCAGGGCGACUACCAGCGCUGGAUCCUGGAGAACGUGCUGGAACCGCUGGGCAUGGAGGACACGGGCUUUGACCUCACGCCCCUAGUGCGCGCCCGCCUGGCGGCUGGCUUCUACGGCAGCGGCCGGCCGGCGCCGCUCUACGACCUGGGCUGGUACCGGCCGUCCGGCCAGAUGUACUCCACCCCGGCGGACCUGGCCAAGCUGGCCAUGGUGCUCCUGGGCGGCGGGCCCCCGCUCCUGCGGCCCGACGCGGCCAAGGCCCUGCUGGCGCCGCUGCUGGCCUGCUCGGGCGCCUACUUCGCCAACGAGACGGGCACCCCGUGGGAGUUCCACGCGCAGGGGGGCUACCGCGUGGUGCGCAAGGACGGCGACCUGGACGGCUACGCCGCCACCUUCUCCCUGGUGCCGCCGCUGCGCCUGAGCCUCGUGCUGCUGCUGGCGGGGCCGCGGCCACCCGGGCGCGACCUAGUGGCGCAGGCCUACGACGUGCUCCUGCCCGCCAUGGAGAGGGCCCUACGCGAGGCCGAGCCCAGCCCCGCCCCGCCGCCCAGCGCGCGCCCCUUCGCCGGCUACUUCACCUUCGCCAACCAGACCUUCUACGAGGUGCGCCCCGGGCCGGAGGGCGAGCUGCGCCUGCGCCAGUUCGGGCCCCGCGUCGAGGCGCUGGUGCCCCCCGCGUUCCGCACGCUGGCGCUGCGUCACCUGCGCGGCCGCGUCUUCCAGCUGCACGUGGCCCGCGAGUUCCCCUGCGAGCUGCCGCUCGGCGACGCCUGGCUCUCCCUCGAGGCGCAGCACGGGCAGCUCGUCAACUUCUACCCCUUGGACCGCCACGGACUGUCCCCUGGCUUCGACGUGCCGGGCCUGAACACCUACCGGGUGCUGCGGCUGCAGCGCAAGCCCGUAUUCAAGACCCAGUGA